UGAAACAGAAUCAUCCAGCACAUUUUCUAUGACUUUACCACUGCCUAACCAUCUAACCUUUUGUCUCUUUCUUCUUCUUCUUCUUCUUCUUCUUCUUCUUCUUUUUUUCCUUCUCUCACUCAACAAACAAUAAAAUUCAAUAAUCAAUCCAAAUUUCAAGAAUACCAACACAGCAUAUACUUAGAAUAUAUUGUACCAAAAAUUUUCCAAAGUCUUUCCUUCACCAAUAAUUCAAGCUACGCAGAAGAAAGAAGGCAGCAAGAAUGUCAAGCCAUAUUGAUCAAGAAAUCUUGACAGAGAUUCUCAAAAGAUUACCUGCAAAGUUUCUUGUGCAACUCAGGUGUGUAUCCAAAUCAUGGUACUCCUUAAUCACCAGCCCUUCUUUCAUUUCCAUACACUCUAAGUAUACCAUUGAUCACAACAGCACAAGAACUUCUUCUUCUUCUACUGCUAAAUUGAUGCUGAGGCAUUAUUCUUGGGCUCACAAGAAGGAGAUCUACACAGUAAAUAGCAGCAGCAUGAGCUCAUUUGAUCAGUAUCAAGAACUUGUUUUUCCCUUCAAGAGCUACUCUCAGUACUUUGAGAUUGUUGGUUCUUGUAAUGGGAUUCUUUGUCUUUCUGAUACUUAUCGUCUGAAUUCUCACACCAUCAUUUUAUGGAAUCCCACUAUUAGAAAAUCAAUUACUUUGCCACUGCCAUCCGUAUCUUUUGAUCAAAUCUAUAUGUUUGUUCUCGGAUUCGGAUGUGAUGAUAAGAGAAAUGAAUACAAAGUUGUGAGAAUUGUUUAUCGUGUAAUGGAUAACAAGUGUAGAGUUGAUAUUACCCCUCAAGUUGAAGUCUAUGAACUAAGCUUAGAUGCUUGGAGAAGCAUCAGAAUUGAUGCUGCUCCUCAGUAUGUAAUAUCUGAACUACCAGUGAGGGUUUUUCUCAAGGGUUCUGUACAUUGGAUUGGUUAUAUACCAAGUGAAGAAGAUAGCGAUUUUCGCGAUUUGAGCUUAGUAUUGUUCGAUAUGAACAAAGAAGUGUUCAGAGAAAUGAAGCUUCCAGGUGUAACUGGGUUGUCUGUGCUUGAUUUGUCCAUUUUUGGUUCUGGUAACUUGCUUUCUUUGAUACAAUACAAUCGCCAUACUCGCAGCCAGUGGAUUCAAUAUGGCAGCUGCUCCAUCUGGGUGAUGAAAGAUUAUGGAAAGGUAGAGUCUUGGACUAAGCAAUUCACAGUUGAUUUACAAGGAGGCGUUGGGAAGGCUCUAGGCCUAGGAAAUAAUGCUGAAAUGCUGCUGGUGAAGAGUAGCGGAGAGCUAGUUUCAUAUGAUAUUGAAAAUCAGAAAAUUAGUCAUCUGGGUAUCAAAGGCAUUGUGAGUUCCUUUCAUUUGGAAACUUAUUCUGAGACUCUGGUUUUGCUUGAUGGCAUCAAUGAGAUCUUAGGACACAAAAUUCCUGAAAAUUGCAGUGAUUCACAUUUGGAAGGUGCAUAUGAAAGAUGACCCUUCCAGAAUCCUUAGAAGAUCAGGUUUCUUGUGUUUUUAGUUAAUUUUUUUAUGUCAGUUACGCUAUUGUGGAACAAAAGAUUCAUGUUAUCAUAUAAAGGAUUAAGGUGGUUUGGUAUUUUUCUUGUU
This is a messenger RNA of Manihot esculenta (cassava), 1616 nucleotides long. Its product is annotated as F-box protein At3g07870. The record is from RefSeq and is a predicted model, not a curated record. The transcript has a single exon. Gene Ontology annotation, molecular function: protein binding. Bases 264 to 1484 code for a protein of 406 amino acids. Lineage: Eukaryota; Viridiplantae; Streptophyta; Magnoliopsida; Malpighiales; Euphorbiaceae.